AUGGCUGACGUACGGGAUGCGGGUCAUAUUGAUGGAGGAUCGUCGUCCUCGUUGAAUAAUGUCAUGAUCAAACCGGAGAGUAAUGUGACGACCGACCGGGAGAGCUCGACGUCGAAUAAAAGAUCGAGGAGUAGCAGAGAUGCCGCUGCGAUGAAGAGAAGAUGUGUUUCAACAGCUUGUGUCGCAUGUAGGAAGCGCAAAUCCAAAUGCGAUGGAAACACACCAAGUUGCGCAGCUUGCUCGAGUGUAUAUGGGACUGAAUGUGUAUACGAUCCCUUAUCAGACCAUAGAAGAAAAGGCGUAUAUAAAGAAAAGAUCGAUAGUCUGAAGACUCGCCAUUCCACUCUACAAACAUUGAUACAAGCGAUAUUGAAUGCCGCAGAGGAAGAUGUGCCAAAUCUGGUCCGCCAAAUUCGGACGUGUGAAAGUCUCGAUGAUGUAGCAGAAAGUAUCUUGAAACAAGACCAAGCAUUCGAAGACGAUGAUGAUGAUAUGGACGACAACAUGGCAUGUACGUCAUCUGGUUUACCGACUUUCGAGACUCAAUUAUCGGGAAAGAUGGGUGAAUUGAGAUUAGAGAACGGUUCGGUAAGGUUCUUGGGAGGCACCUCGAAUUUGAUUUAUCUCGAUGCAGCAAGUGUUGAGCAUGGGGAUGCUUUGGAAACGACGCAACAAGAUGAACCUCUCCUGUCAUGGACGACAGUCACAAGUGAUACAGAGGUUAUCGUUCAUUUGAUCAAUAUGUAUUUUACAUGGCAUUAUCCAUAUUUUACGACAUUAAGUAAAACGCUUUUUUAUAAAGACUUCCUUUUGGGAAAACCUCCAGUGACGCCAAAAAGAACAAUGUACUGUUCAUCGUUAUUGGUUAAUGCUAUGCUGGCUUUGGGGUGUCAUUUUACAAAUUCUCCCCAAGCUUGUGCAGAUCCAGGUGAUACCGCAACUAAAGGCGAUCAUUAUUUUGCGGAAGCGAAAAGACUAUUUAUUGAAAAUGAAGAGUUUGAAAAACCAAGAUUGACUACGAUACAAGCUCUGUGUUUGAUGUCAGUUCGUGAAGCAGGUGCAGGCCGAGAAGGAAAGGGCUGGGUCUACUCUGGAAUGGCAUUCCGAAUGGCUCAAGAUAUGGGUCUCAAUCUGGAUUCCGGAAUCAAUAAAAACAGUCCAAAGGAAUUUACCGUUGAUGAAGACGAAAUCGAUGUUAGAAGAGUGACAUUUUGGGGCUGCUUUCUCUUUGACAAAUGCUUUUCGAAUUAUUUGGGAAGACUACCUCUGUUGUCAGUAACUGACAUUACCGUCCCAAAAUAUGACGUUAAAAAAUUCGAUGAUGAAAUUUGGUCACCUUACACAGAUAAUGGAAUCGGUCAAUUGAAUUCCCAACCAUCAAGGACAAGAGCUGUAGCUUUACAGAUUUCGAGCCUGUGUGAGAUUAGUAGUGAUCUUCUAACAUUUUUUUAUCAUCCACAAAAUGUUGAAAGGGGUGUUGGAAGAUCACAGGAGUUGAAAAAGCUUAGCGAAUUACAAACAAGACUCGAGGCUUGGAAAAGAGAUUUACCCAAAGAGUUUGAACCAAAGGAAGGACAAUUACCUAAUGUCCUUCUCAUGCACAUGUUUUUCCAUCUUUUAUACAUCCACCUGUUUCGGCCCUUCCUCAAAUACAAUCCAAGCACAUCGCCUUUACCGACACAUGUAUCUCCUCGGAAACUUUGCACACAAGCUGCUGGUUCGAUAUCCAAAUUAAUGCGUCUCUACAAGCGUAUAUAUGGACUUCGGCAAAUUUGCAAUAUAGCAGUUUAUAUUGUUCACUCUGCUUGUACAAUUCACCUCCUGAAUCUUCCGGAAAAGACAGCGAAGAGAGAUAUAAUUCACGGUGUCAAACAUCUCGAGGAAAUUGCCGAUGAUUGGCUUUGUGCACGCCGUACUCUUUCAAUCCUCUCUGUGCUUGCUCGAAAAUGGAAUAUCCAUCUUCCUACAGAAGCGUCUGCUGUAUUCUCUCGAACUGAUAGCAGGUUUGGGUAUUUCUCGACAGCCGAUGUUCCAACGCCGAAAUCAGAGGUAAUAGUGACUACACCAUCAUCAUCAUCAUCACCUACUCACUUCCAGACUCCUGUAAAUUCCCAACCGCUCCUUACAAGAAGUCAAACUCAGUUACAACAGAGCUUGUAUAGCUAUCCUCUCGAUUCAGAGAUUUCAAUUACGAAUAGUUUGAUAAGUGAUUCAACAACGCAGUCUUCGCUGCCUAGACUCCAAAAUGUUGUCUCGCCACCAUCCGAUCACACAGAUUCCAUCUCAUAUUCUACGACAAAUCCCCUUCACAUGGCACCUGUCUCUGCAUAUCCUCUCUCCCGUACAAUUUAUACCAACCCGGCUCAAUCUUUUGCUCCUAGUAUCACGAAUGCUACUUCUACGGCUAAUAGUAGCCCAUUGACUAGUGGGAAUAGAAGUGCAAAUAGAUAUGUCAGUCCUAGUACACUGUUUGGUGGAGUGGAACAGUUAGUUCAAAGCCAGGAUUGGUGGUUGCGGGAUCAAGCGAGCUUAGUAGUUGGGUUUGAGAAUUGGAUGGGUGGAGGUGUUGGUAUUGGUACUGGGCGGCACAGUCAUAGCUUGAGUGGUGAUCUAGGUACCGGGAUAGGCAACCCAUUCUAUGAUAAUGGCAAUUCCAAUCCUGGGAAUGGAGGUGGUAACACAGGUGCAGGCGGUGGUGAGGGCAUUAAUAGAGGGUUUGGGGACGACGACUGGUUCUCAUAA
This is a messenger RNA of Botrytis porri, 2742 nucleotides long. RefSeq lists its product as uncharacterized. The record is from RefSeq and is a predicted model, not a curated record. Lineage: Eukaryota; Fungi; Ascomycota; Leotiomycetes; Helotiales; Sclerotiniaceae. The transcript has 8 exons. Bases 1 to 2742 code for a protein of 913 amino acids. Gene Ontology annotation, biological process: regulation of DNA-templated transcription; DNA-templated transcription. Gene Ontology annotation, molecular function: zinc ion binding; DNA binding; DNA-binding transcription factor activity, RNA polymerase II-specific.